Molecule: messenger RNA, 1410 nt
Organism: Hippopotamus amphibius kiboko
Lineage: Eukaryota; Metazoa; Chordata; Mammalia; Artiodactyla; Hippopotamidae
Gene: TRIM69
Product: tripartite motif containing 69
Exons: 6
Coding region: 16-1410 (464 amino acids)
Molecular function (GO): protein binding
Source: RefSeq, a predicted model, not a curated record
AUACAAGAUAUUACUAUGGAGUUACACUGCCCACUGUGUAAUGAUUGGUUUCGUGAUCCACUGAUGCUAAGCUGUGGCCACAACUUCUGUCAGUCUUGUAUCCAAAACUUUUGGAAACAGCAAGCAAAAGAAACAUUCUGUCCUGAGUGUAAGAUGCUAUGUCAAUACAGCAACUGUACAUUUAACCUUGUACUGGGGAAGCUGGUAGAGAAGAUUAAGAAGCUACCCCUACUCAAGGGCCAUCCGCAGUGCCCAGAGCAUGGAGAGAACCUGAAACUGUUCAGUAAGCCAGAUGGGAAACUGAUAUGCUUUCAAUGCAAAGAUGCUCGGCUGUCUGUGGGGCAGUCUAAAGAAUUCCUGCAGAUCCCUGAUGCUGUCCGUUUCUUCACGGAGGAGCUUACCAUCCAUCAGGGUCAACUGGAGGCAACCCUGGAGGAGCUUCAGUCCCUGAGGAACAUGCAGAAAGAUGCUAUUGCUGCUCACAAGGAAAACAAGCUACAUCUGCAGCAACACAUCUCCUUGGAGUUUCUAAAGCUGCAUCAGUUCCUGCACAGCAAAGAAAAGGACAUUUUAAGCGAGCUCCGAGAAGAGGGGAAAGCCUUGAAUGAGGAGAUGGAACUGAAUCUGAGCCACAUUCAGGAACAGUGUCUCCUGGCCAAGGAGAUGUUGGUGAGCAUACAGGCACGGAUGGAACAGCAGAACUCCUUCGACUUUCUCAAAGACAUCACACCUCUCUUGGAUAGCUUGGAGCAGGGAAUGAGGGUGCUGACACCCAGAGAGCUUAUCUCCAGAAAGCUGAACCCAGGCCUCUUCAAAGGUCCCAUCCAGUACAUGAUGUGGAGGGAAAUGCAGUCCACUCUCUCUCCAGGCCUAUCUCCAUUAACUCUGGACCCGAAAACUGCUCACCCAAAUCUAGUGCUCUCCAAAAACCGAACCAGUGUGUGGCACGGUGACAUUAAGCAGGUAAUGCCUGAUGAUCCAGAGAGGUUUGACUCAAGUGUGGCUGUGCUGGGCUCAAAAGGCUUCACAUCUGGAAGAUGGUACUGGGAAGUAGAAGUAGCAAAGAAGACUAAAUGGACGGUUGGAGUCGUCAGAGAAUCCAUCCUUCGGAAGGGCAGCUGUCCUCUAACUCCUGAGCAAGGAUUCUGGCUUAUAAGACUAAGGAACCAAACUGAUCUAAAGGCUCUGGAUUUGCCUUCUUGCAGUCUGAAACUGACCACCAACCUCAACAAGCUGGGCGUAUACCUGGAUUAUGAGGGAGGGCAGGUGUCCUUCUACAAUGCUAAAACUAUGACCCACAUUUACACCUUCAGUAGUACUUUCAUGGAGAAACUUUAUCCCUACUUCUGCCCUUGCCUGAAUGAUGGUGGCGAGAAUAAAGAACCAUUGCAUAUCUUACAUCCACAGUAA